GGCUCAGGUCAGCUAAAGAUGAAGACUAACACCGUCUAAAUACUGCAUUUUAUGGUCCUGAAGUGUGGCAUUAACAGUGAGGACUUGAUUAUUUGACCAUGUCCAAUGGAACGGUGAAUAGGACUCAUGGGGUUGGCAGUUCUCAGCACAAUUACCUUGCACUUGUGUUUGGUGUGCCACUAAUAGUAGCCAUCAUCCUGGGCAAUGUCCUGGUGUGCCUCAGCGUGCUGAUUGAGAGAUCCUUGAAGACAGCGACGAACUACUUCAUCGUCAGCCUGGCUGUAGCAGAUUUACUUCUUGCUGUUCUUGUCCUGCCGCUCUUCAUGUACACUGAGUUUCAGGGAGGGAUUUGGACUCUGAACAUCUUCCUGUGUGAUGCAUUAAUGACAAUGGAUGUGAUGCUUUGCACAGCUUCCAUUUUCAACCUCUGUGCGAUCAGUGUUGACAGGUACAUUGCUGUGAUCGUUCCCCUGAAAUACAACAGGAACCACUUCAGUGGGCGCCAGCUGGUUCUCAUCAUGGCCACUUGGCUCCUGUCUCUUGGGGUGGCUUCCCCUGUUAUCUUUGGGCUCAACAAUGUUCCUGGCCGGGAUGUGACAGAUUGUAAACUGGAAGAUGACACUUUUGUGGUUUACUCCUCAGUCUGCUCCUUCUUUGUGCCGUGUCCAAUCAUGCUGCUCCUGUACUAUGGAAUGUUCCGGGGCCUCAGACGCUGGGGGGAGAGUCGCAGGAUCACACUCCCUUCCUGGGAUCACACGCCGCUCUCCUUUAAUCUUUCACCCAGCAAGCGAGAAAGACAUGUGGUUAAAUACAUUGUGCCAAAGCUAAGCCCCAGUGCAGCUAAGAACAUUCCGGAAAGCGACUUGAUCACCACACAGCUCGAUAGCACCUCGGAUGUGGAGACACCUGAUGGAACAAAGGCAGGAGCCCCAAAGGAGAAUGGGCCUGUAUCGCGACACGGCCUAGAGAGAGGGCCCUUCAUGAGAAGCCGCAGAGUCAGUGGCCGUGAGAGGAAAGCGAUGAAAGUCCUUCCGAUCGUUGUAGGAGUGUUCCUCGCUUGCUGGACUCCGUUCUUUGUGGUUCAUGUUCUGAAGGUUUUGUGUGAAGCCUGUACCAUUGGCUCCAUGUUGAUCAGUGUGGUCACAUGGUUGGGAUAUGUGAACAGUGCAGUCAAUCCCAUUAUCUACACCAUCUUCAACACUGAGUUCCGAAAUGUUUUUCAGAAGCUACUACACUGUCAGACGUGAGCAGUGCCUUGAUCAAUCCUCACUGCGUUCACGUUUAGAAUACUCUGGGAAA
Messenger RNA from Stegostoma tigrinum, 1299 nucleotides. It is a transcript of the gene drd4-rs, whose product is annotated as dopamine receptor D4 related sequence. The transcript is spliced from 5 exons. Gene Ontology annotation, cellular component: plasma membrane. Gene Ontology annotation, molecular function: dopamine neurotransmitter receptor activity, coupled via Gi/Go; G protein-coupled receptor activity. Gene Ontology annotation, biological process: adenylate cyclase-activating adrenergic receptor signaling pathway; adenylate cyclase-inhibiting dopamine receptor signaling pathway. The coding region runs from base 99 to 1247 and encodes 382 amino acids. The record is from RefSeq and is a predicted model, not a curated record. Lineage: Eukaryota; Metazoa; Chordata; Chondrichthyes; Orectolobiformes; Stegostomatidae.